AUGGCAACUGUAAAUGUAUUUCUGUAUUUGUAUUAUUUUUUGGUAAAUGUAUCUGCUCAUGAGGAUCCUGAGUAUGAUACGUCACAUGAGAUAGACACAUCUGCUCGUGAGGAUACUGAGGAUGAUACAUCACACGUGACUGACACAUCUGCUUGUGAGGACACUGAGGAUGAUACAUCACACGUGACCGACACAUCUGCUCGUGAGGACACUACCGAGGAUGAUACAUCACACGUGACCGACACAUCUGCUCGUGAGGACACUACCGAGGAUGAUACAUCAGACGUGGCAGACACACGUAACACUGAGGAAAAUAUGGACACAAUGGUUAAUUCUGUUGGGGAGAGUGGUGUAGUUACACAAUCAACCAGACAACAUCAAAUGGAAAGUCUUCAACAAAGACGUAACCUUAUUAUGGAACAGGAUGCAGCAUUCCAAAGAUCUUUGGAAACUGACAGACAGAAGACUCAGAGAGAGAGAGAGGCCCACCGCAUUGCUAAAUGUAUAGAGGAGGCAGAGAAGAGGCGUGUCGAUAUUGUGAAUCAGAGGAUGGCUGAGGCAGAAAUGGCUUCUGAAACAGGUGGUACUUCCUUUCAGUUCCGUUAUUCUGAUGGAAGUUAUCGUAGGAGGGAUUUCCAUCUUGACAGCCCUAUGCAGAGCCUAAUUUCUUUUGCUGGGGCUGUUCCUUCUGCAACAGAGGACUUUAAUUUAACUGCUCCAAGUCUUUUCUUACAACUUCACAGUCAGCAGACUGGAACCAUAAGAGAAAAUGGUUUGUUUGAGUCAACAACCAUAUUUAUUCACUGGAUAAAUGGUGGUCAGGUUAGUUAAUCUUAAGAAAU
Misgurnus anguillicaudatus (oriental weatherfish) is the source of this 842-nucleotide messenger RNA. The record is from RefSeq and is a predicted model, not a curated record. Lineage: Eukaryota; Metazoa; Chordata; Actinopteri; Cypriniformes; Cobitidae.